GGGACCUCCCAGGAUGAUUCCACCCAUCGUCGUCGGACGUCAGGCUUUCCGGAUCGUUGCCGAUCGUGUCGGCCGCAAACCGGUAUAUGCUACCGCUGCAAUUGGCAUGACUGCGGGCUGGUUUCCAGACGCGUUCCCGGUUCGAUGGAUUUGGAUAUCAUCUGUAUCUGUCACGGUCAGGAGUCACGUAGUCGUCUGGCUCCGCCAGACACCUACGAUGACAGUACCUGAGUCAGGUAUCUCAGAUGUAUAUAUUCAGGCCUUGCAGCAAGCUGCAAGGCCCCCGACGCCCCGGUUCCCCAGAACAUCAUCUACUUCCUUACUGACCUUUUGGUCUCGUGAUAGUAUCGCAUCUCUCUGGAGGUCCACCGGUCAUCAGCGCUUGCACGUACAGCAUGGUGAGCGACAUAGUUCCGGUUCGCGACAGGAUGAAAAUGUCGACUCGAACAUGCUUUCGAGGAUAGAGGUCAACGUUCCAGAUUCCUCCUCUCUUGCAAGCGAGUCUCGUUCUCGUUUCAAUCUCGAGGCCUUUCGGCGCUUUCCGAAGAUUUGAACGUUCCCGGGAGAGCCAGUUGCGCAUCCCCCCAGCCCGGUAUAGCAGGCUGAUGAGCUAUCAGGGAAACCUACGAAUGUUGGGGAUAUCCAAAACGUAUCCCGCCGGGCCUUCGGAAGGGACCCAUUGACGAUGGAAACCUUCCAAGACGUGGAGCACCCCCAUCCCUUGUGGGAAAACUCCACCGUACUUGGAAGGCUUCCGCUCCUCACUUUAGAUUCCCGAUCC
This is a messenger RNA of Daldinia vernicosa, 781 nucleotides long. RefSeq lists its product as uncharacterized. Lineage: Eukaryota; Fungi; Ascomycota; Sordariomycetes; Xylariales; Hypoxylaceae. The record is from RefSeq and is a predicted model, not a curated record. The coding region runs from base 14 to 553 and encodes 179 amino acids. The transcript is spliced from 2 exons.